AUGGCAAUAACGUCCAAUCCUCUUCCUCAGGACAGCACCUCAGACUACAGCACAGCCCAGCCAAUCCCAGCAGCCCCGCACCAGGAACCCAGCCCAGCCAAUCCCAGCAGCACAGCACCAGGAACCCAGCCCAGCCAAUCCCAGCAGCACAGCCCCACACCAGGAACCCAGCCCAGCCAAUCCCAGCAGCACAGCACCGCACCAGGAACCCAGCCCAGCCAAUCCCAGCAGCACAGCACCACACAGGAACCCAGCCCAGCCAAUCCCAGCAGCACAGCACCAGGAACCCAGCCCAGCCAAUCCCAGCAGCACAGCACUGCACCAGGAACCCAGCCCAGCCAAUCCCAGCAGCACAGCCCCGCACCAGGAACCCAGCCCAGCCAAUCCCAGCAGCACAGCCCCACACCAGGAACCCAGCCCAGCCAAUCCCAGCAGCACAGCACCGCACCAGGAACCCAGCCCAGCCAAUCCCAGCAGCACAGCCCCACACCAGGAACCCAGCCCAGCCAAUCCCAGCAGCACAGCCCCGCACCAGGAACCCAGCCCAGCCAAUCCCAGCAGCACAGCACCGCACCAGGAACCCAGCCCAGCCAAUCCCAGCAGCACAGCCCCGCACCAGGAACCCAGCCCAGCCAAUCCCAGCAGCACAGCCCCACACCAGGAACCCAGCCCAGCCAAUCCCAGCAGCACAGCCAAUCCCAGCAGCACAGCCCCGCACCAGGAACCCAGCCCAGCCAAUCCCAGCAGCACAGCACCGCACCAGGAACCCAGCCCAGCCAAUCCCAGCAGCACAGCACCACACAGGAACCCAGCCCAGCCAAUCCCAGCAGCACAGCCCCGCACCAGGAACCCAGCCCAGCCAAUCCCAGCAGCACAGCCCCACACCAGGAACCCAGCCCAGCCAAUCCCAGCAGCACAGCCCCACACCAGGAACCCAGCCCAGCCAAUCCCAGCAGCACAGCCCCACACCAGGAACCCAGCCCAGCCAAUCCCAGCAGCCCAGUCCUCGAUGGACCACAACCCCCUACCACCCAGAGUGGGGAGACUGAAGAGGUGUAG
Molecule: messenger RNA, 1059 nt
Organism: Oncorhynchus masou masou (cherry salmon)
Lineage: Eukaryota; Metazoa; Chordata; Actinopteri; Salmoniformes; Salmonidae
Product: cell surface glycoprotein 1-like
Exons: 2
Coding region: 1-1059 (352 amino acids)
Source: RefSeq, a predicted model, not a curated record